AUGGCAGCGGUGAGAUCCGCUAAAGGACCUGGGAUAGGAAGACUAUUUGGAGAUAACAAGAGGCUCAAUCACGGUGAAGGAGCAACAGAGAGUUCAACCGAUAGCGGCAACAGACGAGGAUUAUCAGCGCCAUUGGAGAAGGAGCGUAUGAGCCAAAUAGAAAUGGCAGUAUACGAAAGGGAUCACAUAGCGCGGAAUCACGCACAUCACCGGCAUCUAGAUAUGACGUACGGACGCAUUCUAAACGACGUUAGAAAUCGUUGGGGGCCCGUGAAUACGUAUAUGAAGCUUAAAGAAGCUCGCAGUAUGAUUCCCGAAAUUGACGGAACGUCGCGAAAACAAGUCCAAAAAUUUAUAAAUGCUAGCACAUACGCGAUGGGCGAAAUAAAUCCUCUAGAAGAAACUUCACUAUUAGAAACGAUUAUUUGCACCAAACUGACGGGGAAAGCAAUGUACGACUUUCAAAAUAGAGACAUCCACGCAUUUGCACAGUUACGUCAAGAAAUUGAAAUAUGCUAUUUAACUAAGCGAAGCACUACUCACAUACAGCGAGAUUUCAAUUUGUUAAAGCAAAAACCAAGCGAAAGCGCGAGAAAAUAUGGACUCCGCGUAGAUAAGUUAGCCAUAGAAUUAUAUCAAUCUAUGAUAGAAGGUCGAGAACAAUCGUCCGAACAGAGAAAAGUGAUUUUGGAUACUAUUCAAGAGUUAGCCUUGAAAAAUUUCCAAUUAGGAUUCCGCGAAAAAAUACAGACGAUAGUGCGUUCGUGUAACUAUACGACUCUAACCACUGCAAUACUAGGCGCAACCACGGAGGAAAAAUUAAAGGGAGCGAUUCCUAAACCGAGUAACAAUGAACGGAACAAAUUCAGACCUCAUGAGCAAUCCCGACAAACACAAAAUUCGAUAUUACGGUGUCAUAAAUGCAGAAAAACCGGCCAUCACGGGAAGGACUAUAGAACGAGCCAAUACGCGACGAGAUAUUCGUUGCCCUGCGUCGAAAAACCCGUCGGAAUAAACACGAGAGACAUUGGUCCGAGAGCCCAGCCAGUCAACAUAGCCACUAAGGUAAAACAAGGAAAGAAGAGAAGCGAGAGCGAAGACUCGGUAUCAAGUAGCGAAGAGGAGGAAGCGCGAAUAAAGACAAGGCAAGCACGAGUCGCCCGAGAUUAUCAGGUCACACAGAUAAUCGGAAGACAUUCUAAUAUCGAAUUAAAAUUGGUAACAUUGCCGAUGAAAGAAUUGAAAACCGGCAAGAUGAAUUUCCUGUUAGACACUGGAGCGACUCUUACUCUAAUUAAGGCUGUAACCGAUAAAAAUCGGGGUAAUAAACUCGGGGUAAUAAACUCUGAAGAAACAGAGCCAGGAGUAUUUAUUGGCAGCUGUUUGGUAGAGCCAGAGGAAUAUACGUGUCCUAUAAGUAUGGUAAAUACGACGAGAGAAGCCGUGGAAUUAAUCGCCGCUUGUAACCAACAUCUAAACGAGGAGAAGAAAAAGGCGUUAUGGCAAACUAGCGAUGAAUUCUGCGAUAUUUUUCAUCUGGAAAACGGUGUCCUGUCAUGUACUACAACGGUAGCACACGAGAUCAACACGCGUACGAAUAGUGCGCCGGUGAACGUAAGACCGUACCGAUUAUCCGAAAAACACAAAGAGGAGGUAAAUCGACAAAUUGAAGAAAUGCUGGACAAUGGAAUUAUACGACCUACUACCAGCCAGUGGAACGCACCACUAUUGGUCGUUCCAAAGAAAAAUGACGCAUCAGGUAAACCAAAGCUACGUAUAGUGGUGGACUUUCGGAAGCUUAAUGACCUGUCAAUAGGCGAUUCGUUUCCUUUACCAAACAUUACAGACAUUCUAAACCAGUUAGGCAGCGCAAAAUACUUUUCGACGCUAGAUCUCGUGUCAGGGUAUCACCAAAUUUCCAUGCACGAAGAACGAAAAAAUAAAACAGCUUUCUUCACACCUUACGGUCAUUUUGAGUUUAAUAGAAUGCUGUUCGGGCUUAAAAACGCGCCCGCGACAUUUCAAAGACUCAUGAACUCCAUACUAACGGGAUUACAAGGACUGAAAUGUCUGGUGUACUUGGAUGACAUCCCGAACAAAUGUGAGUUCCUGCGAAAAGAAGUGACGUACCUUGACCACAUCAUUACCGAAGACGGGAUACGACCUGAUCCGGAAAAAUUACGCGCAGUGAAAAAUUUCCCUGUGCCAAAAAGAAUAAAAGAUGUACAAUCCUUUUUGGGAUUGGCCGGGUAUUACAGAAAAUUUAUUGAAGAAUUUUCCAAAAUGGCUAAACCCUUGACAAGUUUAACGAAAAAGGGGGUAAAAUUUAAAUGGACGAUAGAACAACAGAAUGCGUUUCAAUCGUUAAAAGAAAAAUUAAUGACUGCUCCGGUGUUAAAUUACCCGGAUUUCACACGUGAAUUUUUAUUAACGACAGAUGCAUCUGACUACGCAAUAAGAGUCGUAUUAUCCGUAGGUCAAGACCGACCGAUUGCAUACGCCAGCAGAAUUUUAUGCAAAGCUGAACAAAAUUACAAUACUACCGAAAAGGAGUUAUUGGCUAUAGUAUGGGCCGUGAAAUAUUUUAGACCCUAUUUAUACAGAACCAAAUUUACGAUCGUGACAGACCACAGACCACUAAUAUGGCUAUUUAACGUCACGGAUCCAAGUUCUAGAUUAAUUAGAUGGCGAUUAAAAUUAGAGGAGGACGAUUAUAAAAUCGUACACAAAACCGGCAAAAGUAAUAAGAAUGCCGAUGCAUUGAGCAGGAAUCCAGUUACGGACGACCCACACGUUAAUCUCAUGCAUACAGAGGAAAAGGACAACGCACAAUUAACAAUUUCUUUAAAUCAUCUCAAGACGAUAUAUAAAUCCGUCAAUAACAGACACGAACUAAUAGACGCUAUCGGUACCAUCAGCAAAACACUGUUCGGGACGAUGGACGCUAACGAUGCGAAAUGUAUCAACGAACAGUUAGAACUACUGCAAAAUAACCAACAAAUCUUACAACAUUUGACAAAAAACCAAUUAAAAUUAUUAAACGCAACAAUAGGACACAUAAAUAAUUUAGAAUGGACUCUUGACUAUAACGAGAAUUUACUCACUAACGUAACUCGCAGAAUGGAAUUGCCGUUAGACAGAUACACAUAA
Messenger RNA from Trachymyrmex cornetzi, 3150 nucleotides. RefSeq lists its product as uncharacterized. NCBI's taxonomy places the organism in Eukaryota, Metazoa, Arthropoda, Insecta, Hymenoptera, Formicidae. Gene Ontology annotation, molecular function: aspartic-type endopeptidase activity. Gene Ontology annotation, biological process: proteolysis. The record is from RefSeq and is a predicted model, not a curated record.